Molecule: messenger RNA, 2337 nt
Organism: Ceutorhynchus assimilis (cabbage seed weevil)
Lineage: Eukaryota; Metazoa; Arthropoda; Insecta; Coleoptera; Curculionidae
Source: the annotation of a GenBank genome assembly
AUGUGCCCUUACUGCAUGUGUGAGGUCACACAAUUUCCGAGACAUUUAGAAAGAAACCACCCUGAAGAAGGAGCAGUUAAGGAAGUACUCAGUUUGCCUAAUUCGAAUAAGAAAAGAAAAAUUUUACUUGAUAGUAUUCGCCGUCAAGGAAACUACGUCCGUCACAAAUCAGAAGAUGUAAUAAGACCAAUAAGAAGACCCCGAGAUACUGAGGAUAAUCCUGACUUAAAGAAUGGAACGUACUUACCUUGUGACUAUUGUCUCGGAUUUUUCAAACGUGAUUACAUAAGGCGACAUCGAAAACAGUGUUUGCUACAUAAUGCAACCGAUGAUAGAACACAAGAUUCUUUACAUCGAAUAAACCAUUUAUCAAAAGUUCAAUUGUUUACGAUUUGCACAGGUCCCUACAAGGAUUUUUACGAUUCCCUCCAAUUAAAAAAAGAAGUUUUUCCAAUAAUGAGAAACGACGACAUUUCUAAAGCGGCUAUGAGUGGUGUACUUAUAUGCAGUUUUGGCGAAAGUCAACUUAAAAAACAUAGAAGAACGCAAAUAAAAAAUGUUAUUUCUAAUAAGCUCAGAGAAAUGGGAAGACUCCUAAUAGAGUUAAGAAAAUCUUGUGGUGCAAAACAGUUGAUUGAUAUUCUUAAACCAGAAUACUUUGAUAACUUUGUUGCAGCUACGAAAGUAUUAAGUGGAUUUGAUAUAAACACAAAAACAUUUAGAGCGGGCAGUUUAGCUCUUCAUAUGGGUACCAAUUUAAAAUACAUAUGCGAUACUGCUACUAAACUCAUCAUCAAAAAGUCCAAGCUUUUGCCCUGUGAAAAUACUGAACAGUGUUUAAAAGAGGUAAAGAGAUUGAAAGCCUUGAUUCAGCAGAACUGGAACACAGAAAUUUCAAGUAUUGCACUUAAAGAUUUGAAUGAGAAAAACUGGCAAAAGCCGAAAUUGCUUCCUCUCACUAGCGACCUAAUGGUCUUUCAAAAAUACGUAAUGGAUAAAGCACAUGGUGCCUUUAGAAAUAUAAAUAACUCGGAAAAUAUUGAUAGGAACUACAGAAUACUUGCCGAAUGUGUCUUAGCUUUAACGCUUUUACUGAAUCGCAAAAGAGUUGGAGAGAUUCAGUAUCUUAAGUUAAGCGUUUAUUGUUCAAGCGAAAAUAACGAAAGUUCGAGUGAAUUACUAGAUUCUCUAUCAGAAAGUGAGAAAAUCCUUUCGAAGAAAUUUAUGAGAGUUGUGACAGGUGGCAAAGGAAGUAAACCAGUACCCAUUCUAUUUCCCAGCAACAUACAGAAUUUUAUUAAAUCAAUGUUAAACGUUCGUGAUACAUAUGUACCCAAAUCAAAUGAAUAUUUAUUCGCAAAUCCAAAAACAGAAAAUCGAUGGCUCAGUGGUUACCAUGUUUUGAGAAAAUUGGCUAAUGGCAGUGGGGUUUCAAACAAAGAACUGAUAACAUCAACACGCUUAAGAAAACAAAUCGCAACUGUUAUCCAAGUUUUGAAUAUAAAUGAUGCUGAACUUGAACAGUUUGCCAAAUUCAUGGGGCAUACUAAGAAAACCCAUGAAGAAUUUUAUCGGCUACCGCAAGAUAUGUACCAGACGGCCAAAGUAUCAAAAAUUCUACUUGCUAUAAAUAAAGGUAAAGCUGCUAAAUAUACAGGAAAGAGACUCGAUGAAAUUGAAUUUUCUGACAACGUCGAUUCUGAAGAUUCUGAUUUUGAAGAAACUGAAAUGAACGUCGCUCUCCCCAGGAAAACUAGACGAACUGCAGCUAUUACUAAAGAUAUACUCAUUGAUUCUGAGGAUGAAGAGCCUCAGCCCAGCAUUUCAAACUCCUCACGCUAUAAGACAAAUCAAAGAAACGAAAAAACUCAAGAUAAAACAACUCAUAAAACAGCUGCUAAGUUUAAAAGAAAGGGACUUGACGAUUUUGAACUUUCUGAUAACACCGAUUGCGAAGAUUCUGAAUUUGAAGAAACUGAAAAGAACGUCGCUCUGCCCAGGAAAACUAAACGAACUGCAACUAUCACUAAAGAUAUACUCAGUGAUUCGGAUUAUGAAGAGCCUCAGCCCAGCACUUCAAGUUCCUUACGCUAUAAGAAAAACAAAAUAAACGAAAAAACCCAAGAUAAAAUAACUCAUACGAAAGGCGAAAAAGUAAGAUUCACUGAAGACCAGAAGGAAAGAAUUAAAAUAUUUUUCAGGGAACACAUAAGAAAAAAAAUUCCACCAAAGAAAAAUGAAGUUGAAUUAUUCAUACAAGAAAAUAAAGAAAAAUUUCAUAAUAAAAACUGGGUCAAAAUAAAAGCUUUCGUCUAUAAUUUGUAUAAAAAUAAAUAA